GCACAUCAGAGGAUUAGCUAAAAACAACUUUAAAUAUUCACUAUUUCUGGUAGUGUCCCAGAGCUUGUGCAUUGGCUUUGGUGAUGGUAAAUACUGCAUAUGAAAGGUGACAGGCGAGAGGUGUUUUCACAUGGAAGUGGUGGCAGGAAGCACUUGUCUUCAUGGCCUGUCAGGGGCAAAGACAAGGAACUGGGCUCCUGUGAUGCUGAAGUUGAAAUAGGAGGCAGCUGAUGGUCAGAAGUGUCAGUCUCCCCAUCUGCCUAGAGUCUCAGUAACAGGCCGAUGAGACUAUUGGGAAUAUUAUGUGACAAUUUAGCACCUCGGUAACAGGGCGUUUAAUACGAAAACCUGUCCAGCAGACAAUGAGGGGUGGAGUGGUAAGGAGAGCCGAAGACUGCUGGAAUUCACGAAGCCUCACUCCUGCCACGCACGGAGAAGAGGCACAAAAGCCAUCAAAGAACACGAUCUUCGGGCUCGAUCAGAUGACAUUAGUUUUGCCUGGUUUUUUUUUUGAGCAUUUUCACGUAACGUGUAGUGUGUUUAGGUGUUCGUUUGACAUGUAUGACUUUCUAUUUUAAGACGGCAGGCUGUGUUUGCAGGAUCAGCAGGGGCGGGAAGAGAAGCAGGCCUAGGAGCAGGUGGAAAGGGAGUGGAGGAACAGGGAGGCUAGAACAUGGAAAAGGAGAAACCUUUUCCACACUUAGAUAUUGACCUGGAAUUUGUGUCACCGACAGGAAGUAGCUGGCUGUAAACUGUGACAACACAGACUGUCUUCGUUCGGAGGCUCAGUGGGUCGUAAUGUCACAAGGAAGUUCCUGAUUGGCCUGAUGCAUCGGGAGUGUGCUCUACAAGUGCUGACCUGGGACUGAGCUCAUCAGGAAGGGACGGGGGUGUUGGUCAAGGCCGGAGUGAAGCCGACAUUGUCGCAGUGAGGCGUCGGGACUCACUGGACCGCGGAAACCACAAAGCUGGUGAUGAUGACGGCCUGCCUGUGACAUCACAGCGGUUGGCGUCAUGUCGUCAUUGUCACGGAGUAGCGACUCUUCCAGGAGAGACAGGAUGGCCUCAUCAAACCUGGAGGAUUCCUUCUUCCCUUUCUCACCAUCAUCCCAAAACACAGGAUCCGUGAUCCACCCAGCAUCCGUGCACGGAUAUGGACCCAUUCCCGAGCCUGAGGUGGAGCGGUCGGGUCCACUGCGCGAGGACAGUAACCCGCUGCUCCUGGAGAGGGACCUGAUCCUAGCAGCAGAGCUGGGUCAGGCUCUGCUGGAAAGGAACGAGGAUCUGGCAGCUCAGCUGGAACUAAAGGAGAAGGAGGUUGAGGCGCUACAGCAGGAAAAGUUUGAGCUGCAACAGCGACUAGACGUCCUGGGGCUGGAGGGGAGCCAGCGGGAAGCCGAGCAGCUGGCGGACAUCGCUGCCCUCCGCGAGCAGCUGGACCGGCAGCUCAGGCAGGCCAAGGACCGUCGGCAGGAGGAGAGCGAGCAGCUCAAGCAGCUAUCCAGUCACAACCAGCGGCUAGUGGAGCAGCUGGCAGAGGCGGUGUCGGUGGAGCACAGCCUGCGUUCGGAGCUGCGGUCCCAGCGGGAAGAGAUGGAGGAUGGGAGCCUGAGCCGCUCCAUCAGCUCUGCCCGGCUGGACAGCCUGCAGGCCGAGAACAGGGUCCUUCAGGAGCGUAAAGUCAAUGUGGAGGAGCGACUAAGAUCCAUGCAGGAGGACAACAGCAGGUUGCGGGUGGAGCGGGACGGUCUGAGGGGAAGGGUAUCGGAGCUGCAGGCCACGCUAAGCGAGAGGGACGGGGAGCUCGACCAAGAGCGCAGUUCGUCCUUCCAGCUGCGUACGCUGAACCACACGCUACAGCAGAGGAUUCAGGAUCUUGGGGGUGACGUCACCUCUGGGGGAGGUGCCAUAUUCCCCUUAUCCCUGCAGUGUGAGAUUCAGCAGUCCCAGGCCAAAGAGGCUAUUCAAGUUCAUUCUGAAAUCCUGCAGGAGAAAGACAACGAAAUCCAGAAGCUGAAAACUGAGCUGCAGUCCAAAGAUGACGAACUGGAAUCUCUUAAAGAGGAGCUGCAGCCUUUCAGAGAAUCUCCCGGCAAGCCGAGUUACAGCACUCUGGAGUCGGAGCUGGCCGUGACGCAGCGAGAGCGCGACUCACUGAACCAGCAGCUGCUCAGCACUAUCAAGCACAAGGUGAUGCUCUCGAAAGAAGUGGAGGCCUGGCAGGAGGACAUGAGGCUGGUGAUCCGGCACCAGGUGGAGCAGCGGGAGGAGAAGCAGAAGGAAAAGAGAGGCCUCAGCAGAGACUCCCGCACCAGCAAGUCCCUCCGCAUGCGAGGGGAAGGGGGAAAGAAAGACAAAGGAGGCUUCUUCUCCUCAUUCUUCAGUGCUGACUGAAGGCUGCCACCUGGUGGCGAGGAGGACAAAGUCCUGCGCUCUCAUUCAAAUCACUCUCCUUGCAGGAUAAUUACCACCAGAGUAAUUUAGAUGGCCUGUUUCUGUAUCAAAGCAUGUAAACUUAUACAUUUUUAAUUCUUUUGUUAUUAAAUAAUUAUUAUUAAUUCAUUCAUCCAUUCUGUUCCACUGUACCUGGCCAAUAAAGUCAAUUGUUUCCAAACA
Brienomyrus brachyistius is the source of this 2616-nucleotide messenger RNA. RefSeq names its product BICD family like cargo adaptor 2 (gene bicdl2). The record is from RefSeq and is a predicted model, not a curated record. The transcript has 9 exons. NCBI's taxonomy places the organism in Eukaryota, Metazoa, Chordata, Actinopteri, Osteoglossiformes, Mormyridae. Gene Ontology annotation, biological process: Golgi to secretory granule transport; vesicle transport along microtubule. Bases 1015 to 2394 code for a protein of 459 amino acids.